This is a messenger RNA of Ambispora leptoticha, 568 nucleotides long. The record is from the annotation of a GenBank genome assembly. NCBI's taxonomy places the organism in Eukaryota, Fungi, Glomeromycota, Glomeromycetes, Archaeosporales, Ambisporaceae.
UUAUGACAAAAAUAAUACUCGUUCUUUUUGUAACAAUAUUCGCACGGGAGGAGGUGGUUCCCAUGUUAGCGGCUUUGAAAGUGGUCUUUUUGAAGUUUGUAAAGAAUUAGUCAUUAAGGAUAAUCCUAAUUUAGAAAUUGAGUUGAGUGAUGUUUUAGUGGGGUUAACUUCCCUGGUGGCAGUUCGUAUCAAGGAUCCGGAGUUUGCGGGACAAACCAAAGAUCGAUUGGCAAACCGGGAAGUCCGGGAAAAAACGAAAAAAGCCACUCAGGAGUUAGUAAGUGGAUUUUUUCAAGACAAUGCGGCCACUGCCAAACUCAUUAAGGAAAAAAUUAUCGAUAAUGCCAAACUUCGCCAACAUUUAAAGGAUGAGCAGGACAUUUUUCAAGGAGGAAAAAAAAACCUUGAUUUGCUAAAAGUAUUAUCCAGUUCCGAAGAGAAUGAAGAAAUAUUUUUUGUCGAAGGUAAAUCAGCGGGUGGCAGUGCUGAAGAAGGUCGGGACGUAAAAACUCAAACUGUUUUGGCUCUUCAAGGAAAACCUCCCAAUGCUUUAAAAUUAGUUCGGCGG